AUGGUCGCCGCUAUCCUACCCGUCCAUCGAGCAGGAACACUCAAUCGACUCUCCCUCAGAUUGGGUGCUCAACCCCGAAAACAAGGCUCUUGUCGGCAAUCUUCUUCUCAAACUCCGCCGCCACCAUCUGAUCAUCGGGUUCCUACUUCUCAAGCUCGGGCCCUUCGAUCGAUCAUCUCCCUCUAUCAUUCCUCUGAAAAUUUCGCUCCGCUCAAUUCCAAUGAACGACUUGUCCAAUUUAUAGAUGAUUCGCUGCUAUUCAAGAAACCGCCGAGUCCAUAUUCAGCGACACACAGUCCGAACUUUCUAAGUACGACGAUCAGGAGUUUAACAUUAAACAAGACAAUUUUGAGGGCGGGAGAGACGGAACAGGAUCUGAACCCGAUCGUCUCAUCGCAUCGGAUCCGAGCAGGAAACCAGCGAUGGAUGGCCCUCAAGGAUGCACUUUGUGGAACCUGUCAAAGCGAAACCCUUCUCGACACCCCACGUCCCUCAUCCAGAUUCGCUUCUAAGUUUGGCGCGCAUGAUUGGUCAUCUCCCUCAUCUUCGACUCAGUCUUCCCUUCCUAAACCUAAACCUGGUCUAGAAGUUGUACAAGAAAAUUGGGAGGACCUACAGAAAAUUCCCACUUCUUGA
Puccinia triticina is the source of this 636-nucleotide messenger RNA. RefSeq lists its product as uncharacterized. The record is from RefSeq and is a predicted model, not a curated record. Lineage: Eukaryota; Fungi; Basidiomycota; Pucciniomycetes; Pucciniales; Pucciniaceae. The transcript has 2 exons. The coding region runs from base 1 to 636 and encodes 211 amino acids.